Messenger RNA from Hymenoscyphus albidus, 1382 nucleotides. The record is from the annotation of a GenBank genome assembly. Lineage: Eukaryota; Fungi; Ascomycota; Leotiomycetes; Helotiales; Helotiaceae.
CAUCUGGGCAGGAAAAAUGCAGCAUGAAGUUGAGAUGCCGCAUCUGUAAGUGCGUCGACUGCAUUGUUGGGGGGGCGGCGCUUAACGUUCCAUAAAUACAAAAGUUCCGGAGUGGGGAGCUUCGGACUCGGUGAUGAGGAUGCCUUUCUCAUAUAAGCUUUCGAGUAUCGCCCAAGUUUUGAACUCUUUGUUACUUCACAGACAUUUACUCUAACAUGGAGCUUCAAAAGGUGCAUCAUGGCGUCCCUGGCGGUAGCUAUGAUAUCUGCAGGGUAUGUUUUUUUCCAAGCAUAUACCCUACUUCAGUAAAUUGACCUACAUCACAGCCCAAAUUCAGUUCUUUCCCACGCACUUUAGCUUACCAUGCAUACACACUCCAUCUUUUCACAUGCAACGACCUUCCUGAACUGGUCGUGAUGCCAUUUUUCUUUGCUCUUGCUACCAUUGCUGCGUCUUCAGUUUUUGGAAUUUCAAGUCAGAAGACUCUCGCCGAGUUACUUCUAAAAGUCCCAACCAUGAUUUGUUGGAAUUGGAUAAAUCUUUUGUUGUUCAACAUCCACAAUCAACGACACCCCGAAUCGAUUCUUACCGACAAGACAAGCAAACCUUGGCGGCCAAUUCCUUCCAAGAGAAUAAGCGCCGAAGAAAGCCGCAUGCUCCUUUUUAUCUUGUAUCCGCUCAUGACACUCUUUUGUCUGGUGGUUGGUGGCCUGAGACCAUUCUUAGCCGAAGCCGUGGUAAGUUCCCGAAUCCAACAGCCAUUUGCAAAGUCGUGGCGAUUUUGCAAAUGGACUUCAGGAUGGUAAAUGCUAAUUGUCUUUCUCACAGUGGUGCAUGUGGUACAACGAAUGGAACGGAGCCAAAAAUCCGGUUUGGCGAAAUUUCCUCAACGCAACAGGAAUCGCAACAUGUAUGGCUGGCCCACUGGAGCUUGUUAUCGGCGACAACCAUGUCCUCACUGAUUUCCCAAUUGCCAUUGGGUGGCUCGUGAUCAUUGGAGCAACGAUAUUUACAACCAACCAACUCCAAGAUUUCCGCGACCAAGACGAGGAUCGAUUAGAAGGAAGGAGAACUGUUCCGAUUGUGCUGGGGGAUGCAGUAGCCAGAUGGGUUACAGUGGGAAUUGUGAUUGCAUGGUCUCUAUAUGUUCCGAGCUUUUGGGGGGUUAAAAUUGGGGGAUACCUCCCUACUUUAUUCUUGGGAUGUGUUCUGGCAGGCCAUUUGGUGUUGAGGCGAAGUGCAAAUGGGGAUAAAAUUACAUGGAAGCUUUGGGCGCCUUGGAUGCUUUCUUUCUUUCUACUACCUAUUUUGCGGAGAUAUGGAUGACUAUUGGUUGCAUUUUAUGGAGCAGGAGUCGUGGUUUUUGAUUCUUUUGAAGGAAA